Molecule: messenger RNA, 363 nt
Organism: Symbiodinium sp. CCMP2592
Lineage: Eukaryota; Dinophyceae; Suessiales; Symbiodiniaceae
Source: the annotation of a GenBank genome assembly
AUGGCCCGACACAGGGCAGAUCACGAAAUCGGCAAGAAGCACCAAAAGGCCGUGUGCAGAGCCGCGGGCACAGGCUCGGUCGCGCCGAUGGACUUCGACCAAUCGCAAGAAUCAUAUUCCUGGCCGCAGCAGCGGUACAACAAUGGGUACGCCUGGCGGCCGCAGCUCAUGCAGCAGCAAUUGAUGGACAGCUCCUAUGGCGCAGAUGCAGUACCAGGCCCACGGCCCACCGCCAAACGACUCGGCAAGCGCUUCCAACAUGGACCUCCCUUGGAGCCUGUUGCCACCCAUUCAAUGAGGACUGUGUGGGCAUGUCCCCUGGCGAAGCCCUUCGAAAGCUUCAGCCGCCCAUUGCAAGUUUAA